Molecule: messenger RNA, 1299 nt
Organism: Trichomonas vaginalis G3
Lineage: Eukaryota; Parabasalia; Trichomonadida; Trichomonadidae
Exons: 1
Coding region: 1-1299 (432 amino acids)
Source: RefSeq, a predicted model, not a curated record
AUGAAUAUUGAAGAUCUUGAAAAAACAACUUAUUAUCACAAUAUUGAUAAAAUUAUCAAAAUCAAAGGAUCAUACAAAGGUGAUGAUGUUGAUUCAUUUCAUUGUAGUAUUGAUGAUAAAGAAGAAGAAAUCACACAUCGGAGCAAUUAUGAUGAUAUAUCACAAUCAUACAAUUUCACAGCUGAUUGCAAAAUUUCAAGUUCAAUUAAUCAAGAAAAAGGCUACACAUUGAAAGUUUGGGCAGUACAUUCUAAUGAAGUCUCAGAUGUUGUAAUUAAACAAUUUUCAUUAAAAAGAAACAAUCCAGUUCUCAAAGUAUCAGAUUUAAGUAAAGGAUCAUAUUUCCACAAGAGAGAUAGUUCUAUUUCAGUUUCAGGUUAUGUUUCAGAUAUAGAUGGUGAUGAAUAUGUUACGAUAGAAUCAUAUAUUGAAGGAUAUCAAACAACAACAAGAUCAAGCAAAAGUAUUUCUAUUCAAAGUAGCAGUGAAUAUCCAUUCAGUCUUAAUGUUAAUAUUCCAGAUUCUCUUCCACGCGGAAAUUAUCGACUUAUCAUCAGAUGUUGUGACAGCUUAUCAAAAUGUGCUUCAACAAUCAAAAGAUUUUAUUUCGAUUAUAAUAAGCCAGUUCUCAGAGUAUCAGAUUUAAGUAAAGAUACAUAUAUUCACAAGAGAGACAGUAUUAUUACAGUUUCUGGUUCUGUUUCAGAUAUUGAUGGUGAUGAAUCUGUUACGAUAGAAUCAUAUAUUGAAGGAUAUCAAACAACAACAAGAUCAAGCAAAAGUAUUUCUAUUCAAAGUAGCAGUGAAUAUCCAUUCAAUCUUAAUGUUAAUAUUCCAGAUUCUCUUCCACGCGGAAAUUAUCGACUUAUCAUCAGAUGUUGUGACAGCUUACCAAAAUGUGCUUCAACAAUCAAAAGAUUUUAUUUCGAAUACAACAAUCCAGUUCUCCAAAUAAUCAAAAAACCAAUAUUCCCAGUUUUUAUCAACAGAGACAAAUUUAUAAACUUCACACUUUCAGUUUCAGACAUCGAUGGCAAUAGUCAUAUUCGUAUAUAUCACAGUCUUAACAACACAGAAGGCAAUCUUGUCAAUAUCAGUCUUCAAGAAGAAACGAGCAAAGAAUUUGAUUAUAACAUUCCUCUUCCAUCUGAUAUCAAUGCAGGCGAUUGCCUUCUUAAGUUUUAUGCAGUGGAUGAACAUAAUCUUUACUCUGAUUAUAAAACAUUAAAUGUCUCAAUAAUUAAAUCAUUUCAUACUUACAAAUUCGAGUUAUCUUAUGCAAUAAAAAGACGAAGAUAA